Messenger RNA from Cuscuta campestris, 1179 nucleotides. The record is from the annotation of a GenBank genome assembly. NCBI's taxonomy places the organism in Eukaryota, Viridiplantae, Streptophyta, Magnoliopsida, Solanales, Convolvulaceae.
AAUCAAAAUCAACCCCACCAGGGUGGCCGAGUAUUUCUCCAUCGACUCCAAAUGUGUUUGCCAAUGAUUCGACGGCUUCUGGGAAUGAGCACGCAGAGUUGUUCGAUUCAAGCUCUGUACGAUCUCUGCAAGAAGACCUUUCCGCACUCUUCAACUCUCCAACCUUCUCCUCAAGCCAUCCACAAGCUCUCUUCCUUACUCGAUACAGUUAACCUUGAUGAUGUUGGCCUGAAAGAUGAAAGUCAAGAAGAUGAAAGAGGCCAUGGCCUUUUUGGAAUCAACAUGUCUAACCGUGUUGAUCGAUGGGCUCAACCAUUAACAUACAUAGAUAUCCACGCGGGAGAAAGUUUUACGAUUUGUAUAUUUUGUUUCCCGACAUCUGCGGUAAUUCCUCUGCAUGAUCACCCCGAGAUGACGGUAUUGAGCAAGGUUCUCUAUGGUUCCUUACAUGUAAAAGCUUAUGAUUGGGUUGAGCCAGCUUGCAUCCGCAAAACUAGCAUAGCAGGUCAUGAUGAAGUGAGAUUAGCCAAGUUGGCUGUUGAUAGAGUUGUGACAGCACCAUCUGCACCAUCUGUUUUAUACCCCAAUACUGGAGGGAAUCUGCAUUGUUUCACCGCUGUUACGCCUUGUGCCGUGCUUGACAUUCUUGCCCCUCCGUACAAUGAAGCCUCCGGGAGACGGUGUACCUACUACCAUGAUUACCCUUACUCCAGCUUCGCGGGUGCAGGAGAUAAAGAUCAUAUCGUGGAUGAAAAAGAAGACGAUUAUGCUUGGCUUACUGCAACUGAUACACCAGAUUAUCUGCAUAUGCGUUCAGGAAGGUAUAUGGGUCCAGCCAUUCGAACUUGGUAGAGUAUAGCGAGAUGAGCAAAUGUGAUCUGUUCCAACACUUUUGUACAAGGAAGUGUCCCAUCAAUUCGUAAAGUAAGAAGAAAACUAUUAAGAGAAUGAGGUUCGGGUUCAAUCACUUUCGUGUUUUAGAUUAGAUUUGGGUCUGCAUCCUUUGCAAGUUUGUUCACUAGUUCUUGUUCUAACUCCUACUGGUAUUAGUCCGAGUCUUGUGUAAAUUGGAUCUGGUCAAAUAUCAAGAGGUCUUCUACGGAGCAAAAACGUAAGAAACUUACCCAGUUUGAUACCAAAUGUUUCACCAAAAUGCACAAACAAACAAUGAUUUUCUAU